CAAGUCUAACACUCUUUCUUUUUCUUCUCCUUCAUCUCCAGUAUGAUUCACUGACUCUCUAUUUCAAAUCAACCACCACAAAUAUCUGCUUCGAUUCAGACUAUUUUGAGCUCAAAAUGACAAUUUUGUCUUCCUUCUUCAAGAAAGCUUCCACUGCUUUCAAUGGCUACUCUUCCUACUCCAAGCUUCUCGUUGUCUGCACUCUCAGUAGUGGAGGUCUUUUGGCAUACUCGGAAUCACAACCGGAUGUUAGCACUCACAGUGUUGAAGGUGAUCAAAGCGAGUCUAAGAAGAAGAAAGUGGUGGUACUUGGAACAGGAUGGGCUGGUACAAGUUUCCUUAAAGAUCUCGAUGUUUCAUCAUAUGAUGUUCAAGUUGUUUCACCUAGGAAUUAUUUUGCAUUCACUCCUUUGUUGCCUAGUGUAACCUGUGGCACAGUAGAAGCACGAAGCAUUGCAGAGCCAAUCCGAAAAAUUAUAAAGAAGAGGAAUGCGGAAAUUCAAUUUUGGGAAGCAGAAUGUACCAAAAUUGAUCCAUCAAAGAAAAUGGUUUCCUGUAAGUCAAACCUUAACAAGAACUUGGUGGGAAAUUCAGAGUUCUCUCUGGAAUAUGACUACUUAGUUAUAUCAGUAGGAGCUCAAGUAAAUACUUUUGGCACCCCUGGUGUAAUGGAGAACUGCCAUUUUCUGAAGGAAUUAGAGGAUGCUCUGAAGAUCCGCAGGACUGUGAGUGAUUGUUUUGAAAAGGCUGUCCUUCCUGGGCUAAGUGAAGAAGAAAGAAAGACAAACCUUCAUUUUGUAGUUGUCGGAGGCGGCCCCACUGGUGUGGAGUUUGCUGCAGAGUUGCAUGACUAUAUCCAAGAAGAUUUGGUCAAAUUGUAUCCUUCAGUUAAAGAUCUUGUGAAGAUAACUAUAAUCCAAUCUGGAGAUCAUAUUUUGAACUCAUUUGAUCAAAGAAUUAGUUCGUUUGCUGAAACUAAGUUUCAGAGGGAUGGUAUUGAGGUUCUAACAGGAUGUCGAGUUAUUAGUGUUUCUGAUAAGGAAAUUAGUUUGAAGAUUAAGUCCACGGGAGAGGUUUGCUCAAUACCCCAUGGACUGGUUUUGUGGUCAACUGGUGUUGGGACUCGUCCAGUUAUAAGGGACUUUAUGGAGCAAAUUGGGCAGCCUAUUGAAAUUGCGGAAUGGAUGAGUAAUGUUUACCCAAUCAUUUAUGCUCAAGCUUUUGUUUUCCAGACUGAUAGGCGUGCUCUGGCAACAAAUGAAUGGCUGCAAGUAAAGGGAUGUGAAAAUGUAUAUGCCCUGGGUGAUUGUGCUACAAUCAAUCAACGCAAAAUCAUGGAAGAUGUUGCAACCAUAUUCGAGGUUGCAGACAAGGACAAGUCGGGUACUUUAACUGUUCAAGAAUUUCAAGAUGUACUUGAUGACAUCCUGGUAAGGUACCCCCAACUGGAAAUCUACCUAAAGAACAAGCAUCUGAGGGGUGUGGCAGAUCUGUUAAAAGAUGCUGAGGGGAAUGAAAGAACAGAAGUGGACAUUGAAGGGUUUAAAUCAGCUCUCUGUCAUGCGGAUUCACAAAUGAAAAGUCUGCCUGCAACUGCACAGGUUGCUGCUCAACAAGGUUCAUAUCUUUCUAGGUGCUUCAACCAUAUGGAGCAGUCUGCAUAUAAUCCUGAAGGUCCACAACGGUUUAGAGGUUCUGGGCGUCAUCGAUUCCUUCCAUUUCGGUACAAGCAUUUUGGCCAAUUCGCUCCUUUGGGAGGAGAGCAGACCGCCGCAGAAUUACCUGGAGACUGGGUUUCCAUGGGCCACAGCACACAGUGGCUCUGGUAUUCUGUGUAUGCAAGCAAGCAAGUUAGCUGGCGUACAAGGAUUCUACUGGUAUCUGAUUGGACGAGAAGAUUUAUUUUUGGGAGAGAUUCUAGCCGAAUUUGAGGCAGGAACUAAAGAACCUUCCAAAUCAUCACGGGGUGCCUCCAUUAAAUCAUUGCUGUGUAUGAACCUAUUAUAUAAUAUAGUUUCAUAUAAGUAUCGUUUUUAUGUAUAUUGUUUGUUAUGAGUGAGAAAUGGAUGCAUAUUUCUAGUUUCUAGUGUAUAUUUUUAUUGCUUCCAUUGCAGUCUCGAACUUGAUUGUUGUAUAUUAUGAGUAAUGAAAUUUAUGAGGGAUUGUUUA
Molecule: messenger RNA, 2169 nt
Organism: Pistacia vera
Lineage: Eukaryota; Viridiplantae; Streptophyta; Magnoliopsida; Sapindales; Anacardiaceae
Product: external alternative NAD(P)H-ubiquinone oxidoreductase B1, mitochondrial
Exons: 10
Coding region: 117-1931 (604 amino acids)
Molecular function (GO): calcium ion binding; NADH dehydrogenase activity
Source: RefSeq, a predicted model, not a curated record